AUGAAUGCAAAGAUUUUCGCGGCGUUCUUUUUUGUCUCAACAACGAGUCUUCUACCGUCGAAUUUAUUCCAAAAUGCACACGAGUAUUUCUAUUACAAACUUCGCAAUGUCACCAAUCCGUGCAAUUUGACGAUAGUCGGCGAUGGGAAUGAACCGCAAACGCAUCUUCAGCAUAUAUUCGAAAGUCAUGUCACAUUUUGUGGUGGAGUUCUCAACAUUAUGGGCACUUUUCUGAAUGUUUUGGCAACGAAUAGCAUUUCGAACGCAACCCGCGUCAUUGUCGGUCAUUUCAUUUGUCUUCUCGCUUUUCUACCGACUCUCGUCUUGGCAUUUAUUAACACGGAUACAUGGCAAAUCCCAUUCUUUUGGACUUCAAUGGCAUUCGCCGGUCUUGCUUCUUUUGGCUCGAUUGGCCUUGUCGGUGGAGGCAUUUUCGGUCUAGCUGCCACAUUUCCGGAAUCAUAUAUGAAAGCUGUAAUGCUAGGUCAAGCAGCGGCCGGACUUUUAUCUUCGGGCCUGUCAAUUUUCUGUCAGGCUUUUGCGAGUGAUGAUUUAGUGAAUGGCCGAGUGUAUUUCUCGAUUGCAAUUGCUUGGUCAUUUGUUAGCAUUUUGGCGUAUGGAUAUUUGGUGAAAUCGGAUCUCGCAAAAGAAAUGCGACAAAGAUCCGGAUCACCAAUGGAUGAGCGGGGUCUUCUGGAUGAAGAGGAUGAGAUAACAACAACGUUCGUAGAACAAACAGUUGAACGUCCGCGAAUGGCUGAUGCAUGGAGGGAUUGCUUCGAUACGGUCGGUCCAGAAUUGAUCUCGACCGCUUUGGUUGUCGGUGUUUCUCUAUCAGGAUUUCCCGCAAUCGCUGCCGAAGUUGCCACCGAAUCGCACAAUGAAAAGUGGCAACAUUAUUUCACGGCAGUCUACUGCUUUUUGGUGUUCAAUUUGGGUGAUUCGAUUGGGCGACUCGUUGGCGGAUUCAUCGAUAUUGGUCGAAACACGAUGUUGUGGCUAUCGGUUUCUCGUCUAAUUUUCCCGCUUUUGCUCACAUUUUGCAAUGUCACUCCCCGUUUACAUCCAUCACUCACGAUUUUCCCGUCGGAUGGGAUUUUCUUGAUGAUCAUGAUCUUAUACGGACUAUCGAAUGGAAUUAUUUUGACGAUCGCCGGUGUGGGAUUGAGUCGAUAUGUUCCCGAAGAGCUGAAAGAAGUCUCGGGCUCAAUGUUGGCCUUAAUGGGAGCCACAUCAGCUUUGAUCGGUUCUCUCGUCGGUGUCGUUCUUGUCGGUUUGAUC
Molecule: messenger RNA, 1281 nt
Organism: Mesorhabditis belari
Lineage: Eukaryota; Metazoa; Nematoda; Chromadorea; Rhabditida; Rhabditidae
Source: the annotation of a GenBank genome assembly